Asterias rubens (European starfish) is the source of this 3848-nucleotide messenger RNA. RefSeq names its product ankyrin-1-like. Gene Ontology annotation, molecular function: protein binding. The record is from RefSeq and is a predicted model, not a curated record. The transcript has 18 exons. The coding region runs from base 553 to 3117 and encodes 854 amino acids. Lineage: Eukaryota; Metazoa; Echinodermata; Asteroidea; Forcipulatida; Asteriidae.
UUGAGGGAAGUUGGGGCGGAACAACGCGCGACGUACGAUUGCGGAAUUCAACGAUAGUACGACUACGACGUACGAUCGAUGUACACUCUCCAUACUCUCCAUUAACUAAGUAGGUCACCCUCCACGGCACAACAACCAUGAUCAUCAUGGAGCUCAGGUAAAAUUUUAUCGACACAUCAAGUCGUCAACGACAACGUUGUCAACAAGUCACUGAAACGACGGUCUCACUCUCAUGCAUGGACAUGAUGGAUGGUCUAAAGUAGCGUGACUUUAGCCUGAACAUCUGACGUCUGCACACUUCGAGGCUCAUGAAUGACGCCAGAGACCGGCCUCCAGUCGAUGUUAAUCUUCACCAUUGAUCUACAUUCAUUUCACAUUGUGAUACGCAGUCAAAUUCUACACCAACGCAAGUACAUGCACAUGCAUGUGCUGUAUGCAACACACUCAGACGUGGACACAGCAUGUAGACGAUGACCGAAAAAACCUGAUUGUUUGGACCUUGAUGUGCAGAUAUCACUUUAAAAUGUGUUUGCCCUUGAUGUUCUUGUACCCAUGACAUGUUUCCUGCUAUCUGUUGUGCGUUCAUCCAAGAUGGUAGAAGCUAACCUGGUCCUGUGCAAUGUAUUCUGGCGUGCAAAUCUCACCUGUAACUCUUACGUCCAUGGUGAUCCAAAACUCAACUUUGAUGAACUUUGGCCUAAUGAAUUACAGCUUUCAAGACUACUAGAAUGUCUGUUUAAUGAUGGUUUUCGGCUUCAGGCAUUGGCAUAUAGCAAAUAUGCAGUACAAUGUGGAUCAUUAAAGAUGCUGAAAGUGCUACUUAAGAAAAAAUAUAUUGAUAUAAAAGAUGUUUUCAAUGAUGGAAAAAGUUUGCUGCACAUUGCAUGUGUUUCAUCAAACACCAAGGCAGUUGCAUGGUUGAUAAAUGAAGGUAUUUCCCUCAGAACACUUGACAAUAAUGGACGAACACCAGAUCAACUGUGUUUCUGUUCAAGUACAAGAAAGGAGUUGCCAUCUCGGUAUCACACACUAAAAAUGACCAAAAAGCAAGUGGCUGCUGUAGAGGACAUUGAGAGAAUUUUUGAACUAGUGAGAGAUCCUGCAGCUUUUGAAGAUCUUCAGAUAAUGUUGCAGACACUUGAAUUUGAUGUUAAUAACAACAAGGAUCGUAAUGGAGAUUUACUUGUUCAUAUCGCUGUUCAACAAGGACUGUCUCAUUUGGCUGUGAUCCUGAAUCUUGUUUUAGUACAUGAGGCUGAUGUGGAAGCAGUAGAUCACAAUGGUUUGACACCUCUAUGCAUAGCUGCCAAGCUUGGCUAUCACAUUUUAACAGAGGUUUUGGUCUGUUUAUUGGGUGCUGAUCCAAACGCCUACAGUAUCUGGAAUCAUUGGACGCCUCUUCAUUAUGCAGCAAAAGCCAAUUAUGUAUCAAUCAUUGAAUGUCUUGCAAGGAGAGGAGCAGAUAUGAAUGCGGAAGACAGGUUUGGGUUCAGAGCUGAUGAUACUACCAGGAUGGUUGCUCAACAUACCAAAGACCUUAUUAAGAACCUGCGGUUUCUACGUUACCAACACCUUACCUGCCUCACUAAACACGGUAAUUUGAGCCCAGGCAUGAUUCGGCCGUUGGAUAUGUUCUCAGUUGACAGUCAAGGUCAAACUCUAGUGAUGGCAGCUGCUCAGAUGAACCGAUGUGAUAAUCUUAUGGUGCUAUUACAUAAUGAAAGAUGUCCUAUUGAUGCACAGGAAACAAAGAAUGGCCAGACAGCUUUAUCAUUAGCAGCUAUGUCAGGGAAAGCAGAUGCUGUUCAAACAUUAUUGAGAUACGGUGCACAUCCUGGCAUUGGAGACAUGGGCGGAAUGACACCUCUACAUCAUGCAUGCCUGAAUACACAUGUACAAUGUGUACAGGCUAUAGUCAAUGUAUCAUCCGGGCUUACAGGACUUGCAAAAGCUGACGGAUAUACAGAUGAGCCUGAAAUAUGCAGUAUUAUAAAAGAAGCAAUGAAACGCAGGCAGAAGACAAUAGUUAAUCCAACACUUUUUGAAUGUGCAAUGAAUGGGGAUGGAGAUCGUUUGUACAGUACAUUGGAAGAAGGUGAUGAUGUCAAUCCUUUGACAGGUACAGGAGACUGGCCAUUAUACAUGGCUGUUGGAAAUGGUUACCUCAAAAUCCUCCAACUUCUGCACAUGAAUGGAGGAGACAUCUGCAGACAUCAUCAGACAACUGGUUCAACUGCUCUUCACAUGGCCUGUUCCAGGGGCCAUUAUCACAUUGUUUCUUACAUUCUAAAGGUCUCCAAAAUCCACAAUUAUUUGACAAGCUUGGAAAGUGAAUCCUGUGUUAAACAAUGGGAUAUCAAUGCAGUUGACUUGCAAGGUCAGACAGCUCUCCAGGUUGCUGCAGAGAAAGGAUAUAGUCGCAUUGUGAAAUCUCUGUUGGAUUAUGGUGCUACGUCAGCCCUAAUAGACUCUCACGGGCAGCCUUACAAGGUCAGUCAAUAUGAAGGAGUUCAGUUCCUUAUUGAGCGUCACCAAAGAAGUCGGAUCGAGCAGAUUACAACGUGCAUCAAGAAUAGGAAAUAUUUUCAUCGACUUACAAGAAUAUGGCAGUGCAAAUAUGACCACAAUCUCCGGAAUCACAGCGGUGACACUCCACUUAUGAUUGCAUGCUUUUAUGGAAAGAGUGAAGUUGUUAAAUUCUUGCUUAAAUCUGCUAUUCAAAGUACUGAGGAGGAGCAUGACUGUGGAAUGUUAAGGUCGGUGCACAAAGAAAGGACAGACUCCUUUGUUGAUUCUGGGGCAUUCGAUGAAUCUAAUCCUGAAUGCAGUAACCACAAAAUGCUGCUGGACAUUGUUGAUGAAGAUCAUACUGAGUUUGAGACAUCUGUAACUGAUGUGAGUGAUCAAGAAACAGGAUCAGACAGGACCAUCAAGUAUACAGGACAGGGUCCUCGUUUAUCUGCAAAUAAAGGUAAGAUCAAGAAACAGGAUCAGACAGGACCAUCAAGUAUACAGGACAGGGUCCUCGUUUAUCUGGAAAUAAAGGUAAGAUCAAGAAACAGGAUCAGACAGGACCAUCAAGUAUACAGGACAGGGUCCUCGUUUAUCUGGAAAUAAAGGUAAGAUCAAGAAACAGGAUCAGACAGGACCAUCAAGUAUACAGGACAGGGUCCUCGUUUAUCUGCAAAUAAAGGUAAGAUCAAGAAACAGGAUCAGACAGGACCAUCAAGUAUACAGGACAGGGUCCUCGUUUAUCUGCAAAUAAAGGUAAGAUCAAGAAACAGGAUCAGACAGGACCAUCAAGUAUACAGGACAGGGUCCUCGUUUAUCUGGAAAUAAAGGUAAGAUCAAGAAACAGGAUCAGACAGGACCAUCAAGUAUACAGGACAGGGUCCUCGUUUAUCUGGAAAUAAAGGUAAGAUCAAGAAACAGGAUCAGACAGGACCAUCAAGUAUACAGGACAGGGUCCUCGUUUAUCUGGAAAUAAAGGUUUUUCCUCGUCAGUGAACCUUGGAGGUAGACAAUCAGCACAUAAUGCAUCAUUUUGCCAAAGUUAUGACUCACAAGCAUUGGAGGAUUCCUAUGAAGACAAUCACUCAGAAGUCUUAAAAAAAUACCCAAACUAUCAGAGAUUCUCACACAACAGGAAAGCCCAAAGUACCAAUGACUUGAAAGAAUGGCAAACUAUUGGAAGUUUAAGUAUGAAGGACUAUACUGCAGAGUCUCCAAUAGCUGAUACCAUUAAUCCAAGAAUGUAUCAAGGUACAAGUAUUAACCAUCUCCAUGCCAGUAACCUACAUGACGGUAGCACAGCCAUGCAUCGAGCAGUCGAGUGUAUUGAUGAAAAG